Cladophialophora psammophila CBS 110553 is the source of this 2826-nucleotide messenger RNA. RefSeq lists its product as uncharacterized. The transcript is spliced from 2 exons. The record is from RefSeq and is a predicted model, not a curated record. Gene Ontology annotation, biological process: fungal-type cell wall biogenesis; transmembrane transport. The coding region runs from base 1 to 2826 and encodes 941 amino acids. NCBI's taxonomy places the organism in Eukaryota, Fungi, Ascomycota, Eurotiomycetes, Chaetothyriales, Herpotrichiellaceae.
AUGGCGUCCGUGCUUGGGCGCGCCAUGUAUUCAUGGUUGACGGCAUGGUCGAUCCUGGUGUCACUUCUGGCGUUGAAUGUGCAGAGGGCUGCAGCAGACAAUACCAGGUGGAUAGAAUACACCGGCAAUGACGGCACCGUUUGGCUCAACGACGACCGACGCCCUUCCUUGUACACUCAGAAUUUUGGAGAUUGCCAGGGCGAUUCACUCAUCAACGUCUCCCGUUUCGAUGCGGCAUAUUACAAGGACAACAUGACCGUUCUCUUCCACCUGGAGGGUAAUUCAGCCUUGACAAAUGAGAGUCUGAUGCUAUACAUCGGCGUUUUCGCGUACGGAGAGUCCCGUUUUAAUCUGACGUUCAAUCCAUGCAAUGCCAAUAUUCACAGUCUCUGCCCUCUCAACUCGUCCGUACCCAUCAACGCGAAUGGAAUUAUCCCCGUGGCACCGUCGGACGUGGCCAAUAUCCCGUCAAUUGCCUUGACCAUUCCGGACUUCGAGGGACAGGCAAUUCUUCGCAUCUUUGCAAACUCGACUGAAUCCCAGAUAGCUUGCUUCUCUGCAGUGGUGACCAAUGGGGCCUCAUUUUCACACCCCUCAGCAGUGGCCUCUGUCCUCGGUGCUUUCGCCGUCAUUGCCUUGGUAUCUUCAACGGCCAUGGCCAUAUAUGGACCAAACAUUCUCGAGGCGCGGAAGCAUUAUGCCCAUUCGGUCUCCAUUUUUGUGGUGAUCUCCGUCUAUCAGCACAUCUUCUUUACUGGAGGGUUGUCUAUGAAUUGGCCAAGUGUUCUCGUCUCGUUCUGGAGUAACUAUGCCUGGUCGGCCGGGAUCAUCUAUAGCCAGAAGAUGCAGAAUUCGAUCAAUCAAUUCAUCGGUAGCAACCGCGGCAAUAUCAGCAUGGUCGGCGCCGCUCCCAAUGGCGAGAAUGCUGCUGGACUCGGAGGUGGCUAUGAAAUUUCACAGAUAUACAAGCGAGCAGCGCCCACGCCGUUUGCGUUACCCCAGGAGACUCCCUGCGACGUGGAUCACCUGCUGAAAAGACAAGCUGCGAAUAUCACAAACGGGACUUCUCAAUUCUCCUGGUACGGGAGACCAGUGCUGCCCGGGUUGCCGUUACCAGGGAAUUAUUCUGGCUUUGCCGGAACCUUGGCCGAGCUCAACAUACCGGCGUCCAACGCAUUUUUAACCGGGCUUCUAUGGUUCCUUAUUUUGAUCGCUUGCCUUUUGGGGGCUGUAUUCUUGCUCAAAUGGAGCAUCGAGGGUUUGAUCGCCGUUCGACUGAUCAGGACAACUCGACUUGGGUACUUCCGGAGACAUUGGCUAUGGUUCAUGGCCGUGGCUGUUUUGCGGACAUGCUACAUUGCCUUUUUUAUGAUGAUGUUCUUGACCAUGUUCCAAUUCACUCUGGGGGGAGCCAACGGCGUCAAGGCCAUCGCCGCGGUGGUACUCACAGGUUUUCUGGUCGGAAACCUCGGCAUUUCGGCUUAUGCCCUUUGGUACAGGACUAAGUCUGAGGCGUUGCCGGAGCUACAAGAGCAGGCAAGCCAUGAAUCCCGUGGCACCGAAAAGCCCGGCAAGUCCGCUUGGUACAAGAUCAGCUUUAAGAAAGUACCUGAGAACCAAGCCACAGAAAGCCAGACUUCCCAGCCGAAGACAUGGUUUCAGAGGUAUCUCCCACGACUUAAUCCCACUCGAGUUCAUGUCCACGAUGAUGAAAACUACAUCAUCAGAUACGGCUGGCUGGCAUCAAGAUUUCGCCGGAGCAGGUGGUGGUUCUUCUUCGUCUGGCUAAUCUAUGAAAUAGUGAGGGCCGCAUUUUAUGGCGGCGCUGCAGGCCAUGCCUUGACCCAGGUCUUUGGUCUGCUGGCUUGGGAAAUCAUUGCUCUGGUAGCAAUUGUACUGCUGAGGCCCUUCCAGAGCAACCGCCUCAACCUGAUCAUGGUAUACCUCCUAGGCUUCAGCAAAGUGGCGACGGUCGCAUUGUCGUCAGCCUUUGAUGCUCGAUUCGGACUGGAUCGAAUUAUGACGACAGUGAUUGGAGUGGUUAUCAUUGUCAUUCAAGGAAUUCUGACCAUUUGUCUGAUGAUCGCCAUCGCUCUCGGGGCGAUCUCUAGCUACAUGUCUGUCACGCGUUACCGCGAAACUAUCAAACCUAAAUCAUGGCUGAAGCCCCGGACACGAUAUUUCGCUCAUGUCGAUCGCAAGGCAACCGACCAACCGAAACCACCUCCGCCGCCACCACCGCCAGAGCCUGAACGUCCGAAAGAGCCUUACUUUAUGGUGUCGAGUGUCCGGCGGCAACCCAAGAUUGAAGACGAGGACCCUGACAAUCAGGUGGCCGAGUUUUACAUGUCACCGCGGGCCUCUACUUGUAUGGAUCCAGAGAUAGAGGGAAGCCAUCAGGUGAGCGUGUCUCGAUCACAUUCCAUGCGGUCUCGGACUAGCGUAUCGAACUUGCCCUAUGGAGCGAGGGCUCAUCGUGUCAGCUGGAGCACGAGAGACUUCCAAGACAUGGAUCUUGAGCAAGGCCCCAAUCCAAUCUAUACACGGAUGAGUAUAGAGAGCAUCCGCGACGUUCCCAGCAGGCACCGGGCAGCCAGUCUGCGUGGAGCAUCUCGAGCUGGCACACCCAUUGGGGAGCUGAAUGAUCCCCCCACUGCCCCAGAUGUUCUAGCCCAUCGACGGGGACACCGACGCAGUGUGUCAACGCCACUGGGCUCGAUGCGGAAAAACACGACCGUGGACGAAGAAAAGGAGAACGAUGCAGACACCAUCCACCAAGAGAUGAGCGGAAGCAGAGAGACUGCGCACGAAGCCACGAAACUUUGA